AUGGCGACCGCGAAGGACCGCACGCUGUUGGCCGUCAUUGGCGAUGAGGACACUGUGACCGGUAUGCUGCUCGCAGGCAUCGGGCAAGUGGACCAACGUCAGAAGCGAAACUUCCUCGUCGUUGACUCUAAGACCAACGUACCAGUGAUUGAGACAGCUUUUGAAGAGUUCACCCAGCGGAAGGACGUUGCCAUCCUCCUAAUUAACCAGCACAUCGCAGAGAAAAUCAGGCCCCUAGUGGACAAGUAUGAACAGGCAUUCCCUGCAUUGUUGGAGAUCCCAUCAAAGGACCAUCCAUAUGACCCAAACAAGGAUUCGGUACUAAAACGCGUCCAGAAAUUGUUUGGCGAAUGA
Molecule: messenger RNA, 354 nt
Organism: Fomitopsis serialis
Lineage: Eukaryota; Fungi; Basidiomycota; Agaricomycetes; Polyporales; Fomitopsidaceae
Product: vacuolar ATP synthase
Exons: 5
Coding region: 1-354 (117 amino acids)
Biological process (GO): proton transmembrane transport
Cellular component (GO): proton-transporting V-type ATPase, V1 domain; fungal-type vacuole membrane
Molecular function (GO): proton-transporting ATPase activity, rotational mechanism
Source: RefSeq, a predicted model, not a curated record